AGAAGAGGCGGGGGCUUCCUGCUUCUGCCUCCUUGGGCAGAAGCAGUGACCACAGGCCCCCAUGGCAGGCAGGGCGAGUGGGAGGAGGGUGAUUUACAAGGCAGAUGGGUCUCUGGCUAGAGCUCAGCCCUGCACUCAACCAGGGCCACCCCAGGGGCUAUAAGAGCACCUAGAUUUCUGGAGCAGCUCAGGGACGGGUGCCACGUGAGCCCAGCUUGGCUCCCCCUCCUGGCUGGCCUCCUUCCUGCCCUUCUUCUGCCCGCCUGUGUCUGCCCAGACUCUCCAAAGAGGAACAGUUGGCACCAUGUCUCUGCUCAACCCUGUGCUGCUGCCCCCCAGGGUGAAGGCCUAUCUGAGCCAAGGGGAGCGCUUCAUCAAAUGGGAUGAUGAAACUACAAUUGCCUCUCCAGUUAUCCUCCGUGUGGAUCCUAAGGGCUACUACUUAUACUGGACAUAUCAAAGCAAGGAGAUGGAGUUUCUGGAUAUCACCAGCAUCCGGGACACUCGCUUUGGGAAGUUUGCCAAGAUGCCCAAGAGCCAGAAGCUCCGGGACGUCUUCAACAUGGACUUUCCUGACAACAGCUUCCUGCUGAAGACGCUCACCGUGGUGUCUGGCCCGGACAUGGUGGACCUCACCUUCCACAACUUCGUCUCCUACAAGGAGAAUGUGGGCAAGGUCUGGGCUGAGGACAUACUGGCCCUAGUCAAGCAUCCGCUGACGGCCAACGCCUCCCGCAGCACCUUCCUGGACAAGAUCCUCGUGAAGCUCAAGAUGCAGCUCAACUCUGAAGGGAAGAUUCCAGUGAAGAACUUUUUCCAGAUGUUUCCUGCUGACCGCAAGCGUGUGGAAGCUGCUCUCAGUGCCUGCCACCUCCCUAAAGGCAAGAAUGACGCCAUCAAUCCUGAGGACUUCCCAGAACCUGUCUACAAGAGUUUCCUCAUGAGCCUCUGUCCUCGGCCAGAAAUAGAUGAGAUCUUCACUUCUUACCAUGCUAAGGCCAAACCCUACAUGACGAAGGAGCACCUGACCAAAUUCAUCAACCAGAAACAGCGGGACUCCCGGCUUAACUCCCUGCUGUUCCCGCCAGCACGGCCUGACCAGGUGCAGGGCCUCAUCGACAAGUAUGAGCCCAGUGGCAUCAAUGUGCAGAGGGGCCAGUUGUCACCUGAGGGCAUGGUCUGGUUUCUCUGUGGGCCAGAGAACAGUGUGCUGGCCCAGGACAAGCUGCUGCUCCACCACGACAUGACACAGCCACUCAAUCAUUACUUCAUCAACUCGUCCCACAACACCUACCUGACAGCCGGCCAGUUCUCAGGCCUCUCCUCGGCUGAGAUGUACCGCCAGGUGCUGCUGUCCGGCUGCCGUUGCGUGGAGCUAGAUUGCUGGAAGGGGAAACCCCCUGACGAAGAGCCCAUUAUCACCCACGGCUUCACCAUGACCACAGACAUCUUCUUCAAAGAAGCAAUUGAGGCUAUUGCAGAAAGCGCCUUUAAGACCUCCCCGUAUCCUAUCAUCCUGUCGUUUGAGAACCAUGUGGACUCACCCCGCCAGCAGGCUAAGAUGGCUGAGUAUUGCCGGACGAUCUUUGGGGAUAUGCUGCUCACAGAGCCCCUGGAAAAUUUCCCACUGAAACCAGGUGUCCCCCUGCCCAGCCCUGAGGAUCUCAGGGGCAAGAUCCUCAUCAAGAACAAGAAGAACCAGUUUUCCAGCCCCACCUCCUCCAGUAAGGAUCCUGGGGGGGAGGCUGAGGGCAGCAGCCCACGCAGUGCCCCUGCAGGUGAGGGCACAGUGUGGGCUGGCGAGGAAGGGACUGAGCUGGAGGACGAGGAGGUGGAAGAGGAAGAGGAGGAGGAGUCAGGAAACCUGGACGAAGAAGAGAUUAAGAAGAUGCAGUCGGAUGAGGGCACAGCGGGCCUGGAAGUGACGGCUUAUGAGGAGAUGUCCAGCCUAGUCAAUUACAUUCAGCCCACCAAGUUCAUCUCCUUUGAGUUCUCUGCUCAAAAGAACCGAAGUUAUGUCAUCUCGUCCUUCACAGAACUCAAGGCAUAUGACCUGCUCUCCAAGGCCUCGGUGCAGUUUGUGGACUACAACAAGCGCCAGAUGAGCCGCAUUUACCCCAAGGGAACCCGCAUGGACUCCUCCAACUACAUGCCCCAGAUGUUCUGGAAUGCUGGAUGCCAGAUGGUUGCCCUCAACUUCCAGACGAUGGACUUGCCCAUGCAGCAGAACAUGGCAGUGUUUGAGUUCAAUGGGCAGAGCGGCUACCUCCUCAAGCACGAGUUCAUGCGCCGGCCGGACAAGCAGUUCAACCCCUUCUCAGUGGACCGCAUCGACGUGGUGGUGGCCACCACCCUUUCUAUCACGGUGAUCUCUGGGCAGUUCCUGUCAGAACGCAGCGUGCGCACCUAUGUGGAAGUGGAGCUGUUUGGCCUUCCUGGGGACCCCAAGAGGCGCUACCGAACUAAGCUGUCACCCAGUACCAAUUCCAUCAAUCCUGUCUGGAAGGAGGAGCCCUUUGUCUUUGAGAAGAUCUUGAUGCCUGAGCUGGCCUCUCUCAGGGUGGCUGUGAUGGAGGAAGGCAACAAGUUUCUUGGACACCGCAUCAUCCCCAUCAAUGCCCUAAAUUCUGGGUACCACCACCUGUGCCUACACAGUGAGAGCAACAUGCCCCUCACCAUGCCUGCGCUCUUCGUCUUCCUGGAGAUGAAGGACUACGUACCUGGUGCCUGGGCAGAUCUCACUGUGGCCCUCGCCAACCCCAUCAAGUUCUUCAAUGCCCAUGACAAGAGGUCUGUGAAGCUCAAGGAGGUCAUAGGAGGGCUGCCUGAGAAGCCCUUCCCACUGGCGAGUCCAGUUGCCAGCCAGGUCAAUGGUGCGUUGGCCCCAAGGAGCAAUGGGUCACCAGCAGCCAGGGCCUGGGCCAGGGAAGAGGCUAUGAAAGAAGUUGCGGAGCCACGGACCGCCAGCCUGGAGGAGCUCCGGGAGCUAAAGGGCGUCGUGAAGCUGCAGCGGCGGCACGAGAAGGAGCUGCGGGAGUUGGAGCGGCGCGGACAAAUCUCCAAAAUGAUGGAGCUGGCCAGAGAGAAACAGGCGGCAGAGCUGAAGGCCCUGAAGGAGACGGCGGAGAUCGACACCAAAGAGAUGAAGAAAAAGCUGGAGACCAAGAGACUGGAGCGGAUCCAGGGCAUGACCAAAGUCACCGCAGAUAAGAUGGCCCAGGAGAGGUUGAAGAGAGAGAUUAACAACUCCCACAUCCAGGAAGUAGUGCAGGUGAUCAAGCAGAUGACAGAGAACUUGGAGAAGCACCAGGAGAAGCUGGAAGAGAAGCAGGCUGCUUGCCUGGAACAGAUACGGGAGAUGGAAAAGCAGUUCCAGAAGGAGGCGCUGGCAGAGUACGAGGCCAGGAUGAAGGGUCUGGAGGCAGAGGUGAAGGAGUCGGUGAGGGCCUGCUUCAGGACCUGCUUUCCCUCUGAGACCAAGGACAAGCCUGAGAGGGACUGCGAGUGCCCCCCAGAGCUGUGUGAGCAGGACCCAGUCGUAGCAAAGACAGAUGUCCAGGAGAGCCGCCUUUGAUGCCUCCAUCCCACUGGGACAUUUAGCAAGGAUGUUCAGCCCCUUCUCUGGGAUGUGCUUCUAUUCCCCCAGGAAAAAGGAGCCCCAGCCUUCUGAGGUUGUGGGAACCUGUGGCUGCCUUGGACGCUGCAGCCCCCUCCUCAACGGCCAGGCCAGAGGCCGAGACAGGACCUAGGCACCCUCACAGCAGCGCCUCUGGGGCCUAGAAGUCUUCGCAAGCUGACUUCCUACCCCCACAUCUCUAGAUAAGUGUCAUAUAUUUGUUGAAGGCAAAAGACUAUGGACUUGGAGGCAGAAAGUGGGGUCCUGGCCCCGCUCUGCCUUUCCUAUUGAGCAACCAGCGGUACCCCACUCUGGGCUCAGUUUCCUCACCUGGAGGGUUGGACCCACCCACCUGGAACCUCCACUCUAGCCCCAAACCCUCCUGCCCCAAUGUUAGCAGCUCUGCCAGGCUUCCAGGCCCCAUCAGGCCUGCCCUGAGUUGGCCUUGUCCACUCCUAGAGGCAGAGCCUGGCACUACCUCACAGCUCCCUGGGGACGGCCACUCCCCGGCUGAGGGCCCUCCCCUCCCCUCUGCCUGUCCAGAACAGGAGGCUGAAAUGGAAAAGCUGCCUCAGCCCUGCUUGGCUGAGUCACGAGGGGCAGUGGCCUCUCGGGUGCUCUUCCAUCCUGAACCUGGCUCACCCCUCUUCCUAGGCCUGGGGGCAGACUGUUCCUAGCAUGUACCCCUCUCAGGCUGCCUGCCUGACAAUGUCAGCAUCAUUUGCUCUCCUGAAUUUAUGAGGUUUAUUUAUUUUUCUCCUUCCUGCUCCUAUUAAAGAACCUCAUCCCAGUG
Messenger RNA from Mandrillus leucophaeus (drill), 4409 nucleotides. It is a transcript of the gene PLCB2, whose product is annotated as phospholipase C, beta 2. The record is from RefSeq and is a predicted model, not a curated record. NCBI's taxonomy places the organism in Eukaryota, Metazoa, Chordata, Mammalia, Primates, Cercopithecidae. The coding region runs from base 305 to 3574 and encodes 1089 amino acids. Gene Ontology annotation, molecular function: calcium ion binding; phosphatidylinositol-4,5-bisphosphate phospholipase C activity. The transcript is spliced from 31 exons. Gene Ontology annotation, biological process: phosphatidylinositol-mediated signaling; lipid catabolic process.